Molecule: messenger RNA, 2695 nt
Organism: Cygnus olor (mute swan)
Lineage: Eukaryota; Metazoa; Chordata; Aves; Anseriformes; Anatidae
Product: keratin, type I cytoskeletal 12-like
Exons: 8
Coding region: 757-2304 (515 amino acids)
Molecular function (GO): structural molecule activity
Source: RefSeq, a predicted model, not a curated record
UCUUUAAGCACAAAAAAAGAUGUUGUAAUAGAAACAUUGGUUUCAGCAUUAGACAGAUAUUUCAAUGACUAAAGGUUUAGGGCAGAAAACAAUUACAAAUUAUGUCCAGUGUAAUCAAGAAUAUUUUGUGUUUUCAUAUUAAUGACCAAGCUGCAGAUCACUGCCUGUCCACAUCUCCCCCCAUACUUCUGUUGACCACUGUUAUAACUUCUUAUCGAACGCACCGAGAACACUAAUCUGGCAGAGGUUCAUGCCAGAAAAGUACUGUGAAGAGAAACACAUUUCUGACACGCCAGGAAGUCUGAUAUGAAAGGGAUCAUUCUACUGGCUUAAGCAUUCUUCUAUAAUAAUAGCCGCAAACCAAGAAAGCAAAGAAUAUGUAAUGACAAAAAAAAUUAUUUAAGAUGGAUUUAAAUGUGAAAAGAAAUUUCUGUGCUCCAUUACACAUGGCAAAACAUUAUCAUGAUGUCUUAGCUCUACUCCACCCAUUUCUCCUCAUGCAGCAAACACCUGGAGGGUGCCAGAUUUCUGCUCCCAUGGGCAAUUUAGAUUUGCACACGUCAUUUAGCAUGGUCAGGGCAUACUAAACUACCCUCUUUCCCCUCCCCAAACGAGAGAGACAGAGAAAGAAUUAAGGAUUUUGGUAGGAGGUGGGGACUGCUGCUGCAACACCCACGACAUUCCCUAUAUAAAGGUUUAACAGUUCCCUGCUCGGCGGUGUCUGCUGAGCAAACAGAGCAGGGCACCUUGAGCACCAUGGCCCUUUCCAUGCGCACCAGCGGCAGCUCCCGGCAGUUCUCCUCUCGGAGCGGCCUCGGCGGGGGAGCCCUGCGGAUGUCUAACGCUAGCGCUGCGGGAGGCUUUGGUGGCAGCGGGCUUGGCUUUGGUGGAGGAUCUGGGGGAGGUUUUGGUGCCACUUCUCUGUUUGGUUCUGGCUCCAGCUUCAGUGGGGGCUUUGGGAGCAGCUUAGGUAGUGGCUUUGGUGGGGGUUUUGGUGGCGGUGUAGGUGGUAGCUACGGCAGUGGCUUAGGCAGUGGUUUUGGGGGAGGCUUAGGAAGUGGUUUUGGUAGCAGUUCAGGCUCUGGUUUUGGAGGUGGCUUCGGCAGUGGCUCAGGUGCUGGGUUUGGAGGUGGUUUUGGCACUGGCGGCGGGGGGGAUGGCGGCCUUCUUUCCGGCUCCAAAAAAGAAACGAUGCAGAACCUCAAUGACCGUUUGGCUGCGUAUCUGGACAAAGUACGAUCUCUGGAGGAUGCCAAUACAGAGCUGGAGCGCAAAAUCCGAGAGUGGUAUGAGAAAAACGGCCCUGGAGCUGGUGUUCCUGGGUCUGGGAACGACUACAGUAAAUAUUAUCCAAUAAUUGAAGAUCUUCGAAACAAGAUCAUUAAUGCAACUAUCGACAAUGCAAGAAUCAUUCUGCAGGUCGAUAAUGCCAGACUGGCUGCCGAUGAUUUCAGACUGAAAUAUGAGAAUGAAGUGGCUCUUCGCCAGAGUGUGGAGGCUGACAUCAAUGGUCUGCGCAGAGUUCUUGAUGAGCUGACCUUGACAAGAGCUGAUUUGGAGAUGCAGAUUGAAAGUCUGAAUGAAGAAUUGGCUUAUCUUAAGAAGAAUCAUGAAGAGGAGCUUCAGGGCUUCCAGAGCAAUGCAGUUGGCCAAGUCAGCGUUGAAAUGGAUGCUGCUCCAGGAAUUGACCUCACCAAGCUUUUGAAUGACAUGAGGGGACAGUAUGAAGUCAUCGCCGAGCAAAAUCGUAAAGAGGCUGAAGCAUGGUUCAACGAAAAAAGUGGGGAGCUGAAAAGGGAAAUCUCUACCAAUACUGAGCAGCUUCAGUCAGGCAAGAGCGAGAUCACAGAUCUAAAACGGACUCUCCAGAGCUUGGAAAUUGAACUACAAUCCCAGCUUGCCAUGAAAAAAUCCCUUGAAGACACUUUAGCAGAAACGGAAGGAGGUUACUGCGCUCAGCUUUCACAAAUGCAACUUCAGAUUGGGAAUCUGGAGUCUCAGCUGUUUCAGGUCAGGGCUGAUAUGGAACGGCAGAAUGCAGAGUAUCAACAACUUCUAGACAUCAAGAGUCGUCUGGAAAUGGAGAUUGAAACCUACCGUCGCUUGAUGGAUGGCGAGUUUGUGAGUGGAGGACAAGGACUUACAUUUGAAAGCUCAUCUUUGACAGGGUCUAAAUCACAAACACAAUCACUGGAUUCUUCUCAGGAUCCUACCAAAACUAGAAAGAUCAAGACAAUUGUUGAGGAAGUGGUAGAUGGAAAGGUUGUUGCAUCCCAUGUUAAGGAAGUUGAAGAGAAGAUAUAAGGCACAGUCUGAUAUUGCAAAGGAUCCAUUCAUUCCAUGUUGCUUUCAAAGCAGAAGUGGAUAAAUAACCUUGUUCUUUAGCAUGAAGUAAAAAAAUAGAUUGGCUUUUUAACUAAGAUUCUUUUACAUAGAACAUGCGUUUUCAUUCUUAGCAGUCAUGCAAUGUACUUUCUACUUCAGUCUAUUGGUGUUACCUGCAUUAUUUUCAUGGUGUUUUUUAAAUCUAUCAUCAAUUCUUUGUUCAGUAACUAAAAAUGUGAUGCAAACGUUAGGCAUUCAUUUAGAUGUGCUUUUCUAUAUUUUUGAGUAAUUAAUAGCUAAAAUAUUUUUGCUAUUCUAACCUAAUUUUCCAGAUAUCUAGGCUAAUAAAAAAGGACUCAACAAGCUUUAA